AUGAAAAAUAUUGGGAAAAGUUGGCGUGACUCGGCUACGUUGAUAGUGCUCACGAAGCGUAGUGGCGCGGCGGCAUCGGCAGCGGCGGGCAAGCGCUCGGGUGAUGUUGGCGGCGUUAAUUACGAUAUAUUGUUGCAGACGCGCACCGGCGGAGCGUCGUUCCCCAACAGCGUCGUGUUCCCUGGCGGGGUUGCCGAGCGCGCUGACGGCGACGAGCGCUGGUCACGUCUCUUGACCAGCUUCGGCUUCACGCACCAGGACUUUGAGUCGCUGCACCGCCGAGGCAGUACUGUUCCGGCCAUAUUUCAAAGUAACCCCAUUCAGAGGCACAUAUCUUUGAGAGUAACUGCAAUAAGAGAGACAUUUGAGGAGUUGGGACUUCUGCUCUGCAGUAGGCAACAAAAGAAUCAGAGAGACGGCAUUUGGGCUAAUAUCAUAUCAGAUAUAGAUGUAAAGCUGUGGCAAAAUAAGCUAGCCAAAGACCCGGACGAGUUGUGGAAUUUAUGCAAGGAGUAUAAUUGUUACCCGGACAUAUGGUCGCUUCAUUACUGGAGCAACUGGCUGACUCCAAAGAUCUUUCCCAAGCGGUUCGACACAGCGUUCUUUGUCACCGCAAUAGAGAGUAAGCCCGACUUUAUCAAGGCCAGUUCGGAGGUGUUCAGUGUCGAGUGGUCGAGUCCAACAGAAAUAUUGAAUAAAACGAAUGUGGUAGUGUAUCCGCCGCAGAUCUACGAACUGACACGGCUCUCUCAUGUGACCGACUUGGAGGAACUGAUCAAGUUGGCCAAGGAGAAAAGCAUCCACGGCGACCCGUGUAUAUAUCCUGUUGUUGUUCCCGCUAAGGAUGGCAUGGUUCAUUUAUUGCCAGGCGAUGACUUAUAUCCAGAAACUGUAGAUUUUAAUGACAAUAAUAAAUUACCUUAUACAGACAAAACAAUAUUAGAAUUAAGAGAAAACUGCGGCACGAUACAUCGGUUGGAGAAACCAAAAGCUAGUAACCAGCCGCCGGUUAUUGUUAUAAAAAAUUACAAAACUAAACACCCUAUCGACAUGGGCGAUACGACCAUGAUACUUAACGAAGUUUAA
Messenger RNA from Manduca sexta (tobacco hornworm), 1086 nucleotides. RefSeq names its product nucleoside diphosphate-linked moiety X motif 19. Bases 1 to 1086 code for a protein of 361 amino acids. The transcript is spliced from 5 exons. Gene Ontology annotation, cellular component: mitochondrion. Gene Ontology annotation, molecular function: hydrolase activity, acting on acid anhydrides, in phosphorus-containing anhydrides. The record is from RefSeq and is a predicted model, not a curated record. Lineage: Eukaryota; Metazoa; Arthropoda; Insecta; Lepidoptera; Sphingidae.